Molecule: messenger RNA, 1256 nt
Organism: Triticum aestivum (bread wheat)
Lineage: Eukaryota; Viridiplantae; Streptophyta; Magnoliopsida; Poales; Poaceae
Product: CCR4-NOT transcription complex subunit 9
Exons: 9
Coding region: 53-982 (309 amino acids)
Biological process (GO): mRNA catabolic process
Cellular component (GO): CCR4-NOT complex
Source: RefSeq, a predicted model, not a curated record
AAACAUAGCGUUCCUUCGUCUCCACAUCCCUCCUCAUCCUCUAGAUCUAUCUAUGUCCCUGCCUUCAUCUCCUUCUUUGGCGAGAGGCGGCAAAGUUGGCACCGAGGUUGUUCAAGCAUCGGUGGACCAAAAGAUGACAUCGAUGGACCAAAAGAUGACAUCGAUGAAGCAUCUCGUGCUCAACCUUUGCGACCCUACGCUACGCGAGAGAUCCCUCGCAGAGCUCUCUCAGAUGAGGGAGAUGUUUCCGGAUCUGGCUCCUUUGUUGUGGUACUCAUUCGGCACAGUUGCUGCGUUGGUCCAGGAGAUUCUUAGAAUCUACCCUGCACUUUCGCCUCCAACUUUAACGUCGGCUGCAUCAACCCAAGUCUGCAAUGUGCUUGCACUUUUUCAGUGCAUUGCAUCACUCCCUGAGACCAGAAGCCCUUUCAUAGAAGCUGAUAUUCCAUUGUACCUGUACCCAUUCUUGCGUACCGUCGACAAGGCCCAACCUUUUGAGCAGUUGCGGCUCGCCACUUUGGGUGUCAUUGGUGCUCUAGUAAAGGAUGAGAAUGCUGAAGCUGCUGAGUAUUUGCUCCAACGUGAAACCAUUCCUUUGUGCUUGAACAUCAUGGAGAUGGGCAAUGAGCCUUCAAAAACCGUGUCCACUUUCAUUCUCCUAAAGGUUCUGCUAACCAAAGUUGGUUUGGAGCAAUGUUGCGACACUCGCGGUCCUUUCUAUGCUAUUGCUUUUGCUUUACAAAAAAGGGUUGACUCACCAGAUGAACGGCCUUCGGCAAGGUUGCUGAAGUGCAUUAUCCGGUGUUACCUUAGGCUAUUUGAUCAUCGUAGGGGCCGUGCGGUGCUUAAAACAAAUCUCCCCAGCGUGAUACGAGAUGGGACAUUCAAUGGCUACCUCAUGGGGGAUCCUUCAGCACAAGAAUGUCUGCAGAAACUGUUGGCUGCCUUUCACGGCUGCAACGACAACGCCAUCGUGCCAUGAAUCGCACAACGCCGUUGCGGUUUCCAUUGAGACAAUGAAAAAAGUCUGUUGUGUUAAUAAGCCUUGGGCAAUCAUCGGUGUUUGGAACAUGUAGAGACUGUAAUAAAUUAUAGGGGAAGGAGGAAGCCCCUAUACAUGACGAUCCUUCUCUUCUGCCGUAUUUGCACGUUAAUUAAAUAAAUACUAGCUUCGUCAUUAUGGUUCCAUGUUGGGGAGGUUGUUGUGUUACCGUUGGAAUUAUGGAACGUCAAUCGAAUUGAGUUGUCAUGGAGAU